Molecule: messenger RNA, 465 nt
Organism: Saccharomyces kudriavzevii IFO 1802
Lineage: Eukaryota; Fungi; Ascomycota; Saccharomycetes; Saccharomycetales; Saccharomycetaceae
Gene: MIX17
Product: Mix17p
Exons: 1
Coding region: 1-465 (154 amino acids)
Biological process (GO): mitochondrion organization
Cellular component (GO): mitochondrion; nucleus
Source: RefSeq, a predicted model, not a curated record
AUGGCCCGUUCAAGAGGAUCAUCAAGACCUAUGUCUAGGUCAAGACCUACCCAAACGAGAUCUGCUUCCACCGUGGCUGCUCCAGCUCGUCCGCAACAAGAACCAAACGCUUAUUCACAUCCCCCCGCCGCAGGUGCCCAGACAAGACAACCAGGCAUGUUUGCACAAAUGGCAUCUACUGCUGCAGGUGUUGCCGUUGGUAGUACCAUCGGCCACACCUUGGGUGCAGGUAUUACUGGUAUGUUUUCCGGAUCCGGAUCUGAAUCCGCUCCUGUUGAGCAACAGCAGCAAAAUAUGAGUAACACCUCCGGCCAAACCCAAAUGGACCAGCAGAUGGGAAGAACCUGCGAAAUGGAUGCAAGAAACUUCACACGCUGUUUGGAUGAGAAUAACGGGAACUUUCAAAUAUGUGACUAUUACUUACAGCAGCUAAAAGCUUGUCAGGAAGCUGCACGUCAAUACUAA